Fusarium sp. VM40 is the source of this 1167-nucleotide messenger RNA. The record is from the annotation of a GenBank genome assembly. NCBI's taxonomy places the organism in Eukaryota, Fungi, Ascomycota, Sordariomycetes, Hypocreales, Nectriaceae.
AUGACUUUAUCCUCCACACCUAAACAUCCCCAUUCUCAAAACUCACCUCCUUCAACCUCAAAAACAGCCGCUACACCUUCUUGGCUCCCGCGCGCACCACCAAAGCAAAGAAUGGCCCUCUCGUUCAAAAACCUCGUGAGCUCCGUGCUAGGCAGCGGAGCCGCCAAGGACGACGACAAGCCGCCCUCUGCUUCGGAGCUUUUUGUCAAGACGGAUCCUAAAGUGGACGGCGAGGAGUGUCUGCACGACUGCGAGAACUGCUCUGCGCGGUAUCCCAGGGGCUUCAAGAUCGAGGAGGAGGAUGUGCUGUAUGGGCAUGUUGAGGCCUGGAGUACGCAUCUUCUGGUGGGGACCGGAAAGACGGAUUGGGUGAGGGAUGUGGCAGAUGAGGAGGGCAGUGUGAUGGAGGCAUUUUCUAAGGCGAGCGAGCCUACGAAUGGGAAACUCAAACUCUCGGCAUCUAAUAUGCCCACUCCUCAUGACACAGACGACUACUCUGAGCCCACAACCCUUCUUCUCUUACCAGCUUUCAAACUCCUUCACAACGUCCACCCGCUCAGUGUGCCCCAGAUCGUCACCGAGGUCAUCAACCGAGCACCCACCAGCGUCUCUCCCCUCAACCCCACGCCCCUCCCCGCUUCCCUCCCAUCUCCAGACCCAGCCGCCGGCAUCCCUGACGUCUCUCUGGCCGACUGCCCUCACAGCGCCGUGAUCCUCAUGUGCAGCCAUCGAACGCGUGACGUCCGUUGUGCGCAGAGUGCGCCUGUUCUGAGGAAGGAGUUUGAGCGCCAGCUUAGGCCGUUGGGUCUGUAUCGGGAUUUGCACGAUGAGAGGCCCGGUGGUGUUGGUAUAUACUACAUCAGCCACGUAGGAGGACACAAGUACUCUGCCAAUGUUAUGAUCUACCGGCGACCGAAUGCUUUUGGUCUGGAUGAUCCGGUUGCCGAGAAGCAGAAUGGGGUAAGCGGUGCUGAGAAGAACGGCAAUGGCGUUAAUGGUGUAGAAGAGCAGAGUCCUGGAGCAUCUCAGGGUAUCUGGCUCGCUCGUGUCAUGCCCGAAGACUGCGAGAAUCUCAUCCGUUAUACAGUCCUGAGGGGUAAGGUUGUCAAGCCGGAACGUCAGCUACGAGGCGGUUUUGACCGUAGCAGAGGAGUCAUGAGCUGGUGA